AUGCCGUCACCGGACGCGGCGGCGAGGCACACGGGCGCCGGCGUGGCGCGUCGGCAGGCCCACCACGAGCGGAUGCGCGACGAGCGCGCUCGGGAAGCGGCCGCGGGCGACGCGGAGUUUCCGCCGGAGGACGACGCGGUCGAGAUGGCGAGCGCCGCCCAGCUGCUGGACAGCGUGGCGGAGGUGGGCCCGAACUACACCCUGCUGCGCAGCAAGGAGACGAAGGCGAAGCGGCGGAAGCGACAGCGCGAGGAUGCCAGGGCGGCGCUCGACGGCCACACUGUCCUGUCCACCGGAUCGCGCCUCGAGAUCUUCUGCGACAGUGAGCGGUGGUACCCUGCGACCGUCAUGGCGCGGGAGGAGGACGGGGACGGACGGAUCGUGCACGAGGUCGAGUACGACGGCUACCCGGAUCGGCGGUGGUGGCACAUGCUGGACGACGAGCGCGCGCUGGCGGACGCCCUCGAGGCGGAGGAUGACGAGCGGCAGGAGGAGGCCGCGUGCGGCGAUGGGCGGCCGAUGCUAGCGCUACCCUUGGAAUGGCCGGAUCCAGCCUUAAAACACCGCCUGUUCUCCGCGGCUGUGUGA
Messenger RNA from Emiliania huxleyi CCMP1516, 588 nucleotides. RefSeq lists its product as hypothetical. NCBI's taxonomy places the organism in Eukaryota, Haptophyta, Isochrysidales, Noelaerhabdaceae. The coding region runs from base 1 to 588 and encodes 195 amino acids. The transcript is spliced from 3 exons. The record is from RefSeq and is a predicted model, not a curated record.